Molecule: messenger RNA, 3423 nt
Organism: Drosophila kikkawai
Lineage: Eukaryota; Metazoa; Arthropoda; Insecta; Diptera; Drosophilidae
Source: RefSeq, a predicted model, not a curated record
AUGCAGCGCACAUCAGGCCUCAACACUUCUUACCAUUUGCCAUGGGCUCUGGUAAUAGCAGCCGUUUUCUGGAGCUGGCAUUUGAAUGUUUUGGCCCAUGAGACCUGUAACAAUGAACAGCGUUACGAGAACCAGGUGAUGUGCGAAGGCAAGCAGUUUGGUUGCUUGGUUCCCUAUCCGGAUAACUGCAGUCUGUUCUUGGUUUGCGAUUGCCUGUAUCCCACGGUCAAGUUGUGUCCGGCUAAUUUAUGGUGGGACAAUAAUACGCAGCUCUGCAAUUACCCUCAAGCCGUGGAGUGUGUUUACUAUUCGAUUGAGACGCCCGAACCCACGGAUGGAACUACAAAAAUUACUCCAGGAUCAACCGAAGGAACCACAAAAAUCAGCCCAACUAGCACUGCGAGUACUCCAUCAAUUAACUGGCCAACUUCUAGCUGGGAUCCGCCGCCACUACCGCCUGGAAUUUCAGAGGAUGCUUGUCGGGAUAAAGAGGAUGGCAGGUUGCUACGGUAUCCAUAUGACUGUCAGGCCUACAUAAACUGUACUAAUGGCUGGCCUGUGCUAAACUACUGUGAUCCCGAUAAGGUCUUUAAUGAUUUUCUGAAAAUCUGCGACACUCCCGAGAUGGCGGAUUGCGAGGAGUUGCCUCUGCCGACUACUUCAACGGAGUUAACGCCCACCUCAACCACCGAAGAAGAUAUUAUCUGCGGCCCAACUCCAGAGGACAUUGCGGAGGAUUAUUGUGUGACCUUGGGAAAUGGCUUCUAUGAUUAUCCCUACAAUUGCAGUGGAUACUUGGCCUGCCGAAAUGGUUGCACCGAUCUGGAUUACUGCCAGCCGGACAAGCUCUUUAACAGCUGGUUGCAUAUCUGCGAUACUCCCGAUUCGGUGCAGUGCGAUCCCGAGCCAUAUCCCACAACUCCAGGAAUUACCGAGAAACCAACUACUCCAGCGACGCCAACCACAAUCAGUACGACAACAUCGGAGGAAAAUGACACCGAAGCCUCAACUGCCACAGCGACGGAAGAGAUUCCAACAACUACGCCUGGACUUCCUGCCGAUGUUAAUCCGAAUGAAUGCAAAGGUUUGCCUGAUGGCACCAUUAUCGCUUAUGCUGGAAAUUGUUCGCAGUACUUGAUCUGCAAAGAUAAUCAAGUGGAAAUGGGUGAGUGUCCGCCCACGCUGCUCUUCAAUCCCGAUUGGCUUGUGUGCGAUGAGCCAGGAGAUUUUACAUGUCUGGGAGACCGCACCACCACACCGAUUCCAACAACCAAGCCAACUACGACUACGGAGCAAACUACUCCCACUCCCACGACAACCACCACAAAAGCCACGACUUUAGGACCCAGUGAACUCUGCGAGGGACAGCCAUUGGGAACUUCGUUUGCAUAUCCCGAAGAUUGCAGCAAAUAUUACUUAUGCAUGGGCACUGGCGGUGAAUGGUUAGUGGCAUCCUGUAUUUUUGGCAGUUAUUUCGAUCCACAAUCCGGAAUAUGUGCCCCCAAUGUCUCACCUGAUGCCUGCAAGGGUGUAGAAGCUACAACUCCCGCAACCACUGUGACUCCAACAACAACUGAAAAAAUUACUACCCUGAAACCAACAACAGAAGAAACUUCCACUACCCAAAAGAUGACGACAACAACUGAGGCUCCUUCAACAGGGGUUUGUGCCGGUCGAAAUGAGAACGAGAAUAUAGCUUAUCCGAAGAAUUGCAACAAGUAUAUCGUGUGCGUUUCACCCAUACCCAUAGCUUUCUAUUGCCCCGACGAGACUUUCUUCAGUUCGAAGCUUGGAGAAUGCAUUGGAAGCUGGGAGGAGAGUGACUGCGAGGGAGAUCAGAGCACUACUACUCCAGAGCCCGGAAUUACGAGACCACCCCCAGAGCCCACAAUGUGCACGAACAGCACCCGGGAUACCUUCCCAUAUCCGGACAACUGUCAGUGGUUUAUCCGUUGCGUGGACGAUUACAUCUAUAUGAUGGACGUCUGUAAUUGCGGCGAAUAUUACGAUCCUAUUACUGGAAAGUGUGGAGCGGAUGUACCAUCUGAUGCUUGUCGCUGGGAUUACACAUCAACAACUUCUACAACCGAAGAGCCGACCACAAGCUCACCAGUCACGAGACCGCCUCCCCAGAAGGGGCCCUGUGACAGUGUAGACGAUGAUGCUUUGGUGCCCUAUCCCAACGAUUGUUCAAAAUACAUUCAGUGUAGUCGACCAAUCGCAGAAGCAUUCGAUUGCGACGAGGGAGAUGAGUUCAGUGUGGCCCUAAAACAGUGUGUGGAUGCUUCGCUGGCCAAUUGUUCUGUUACCACCACAGCUAAGCCUUCAGAAGCGACUACGACUUCAAGUGGAGGAGAUUCUACGUCUACCUCUGGAGAAUCAACAUCGCCUUACCCUCCUACACCAACAACAAAGACUACAACUAUAUCAUCUACAGAGUCAACAACUAAGCCAUCCACUGUAACACCAACAGAAUCCACUACAAUUUCAACCUCUGAACCAUCAACAGUGUCUUCUACCGUGGAACCCAUAGAAACCAGCACUUUACCUACCACUGAAUCAUCAACGACGGCUUCUACUGAAACACCACCAGAGUCCACUACAAUUUCAACCACCUAUGAACCAGAAUCUUCCUCAAUAGAACCGGGAACUACGACUACUGCAAAGCCUGGCGAUGGAGUUUGUGGUGGCAAGACGGACAACUCUUCGGUGCCCUAUCCCAGAAAUUGCAGCAAGUACAUAAUAUGUCAAUAUCCUAUACCCGUUGGAUAUGACUGCCCAAUAGGUUUGGAGUUCAGUCCCACGGAAUUGAUUUGCAUGGAUCCUGAACUGGCUGGGUGUAGCACAAAGUUGACAACUACUGAAGAGCCUACAACUGCAGGAUCUACAACACCUUCAACAACCGAGUCGACAACAUUAUCAACAACUGAACUAACUACACCGAAGACAACUUCUGAAGCAACAACGGUAUCAACAACAACCGAAUCAACAACUCCAAAGACAACUUCCGAAUCAACAACAGUUUCAACCACCCCAAAGACUACAACCGAAUCAACAACAAUUUCUACAACAACAGAGCCAACAACUCCAAACACAUCUUCUGAAUCAACAACAGUUUCAACAACCGCAAAGACUACAACCGAAUCAACAACCGUUUCUACAACAGCAGCGCCACCAAUAACUCUCGAUCCAUACACUCCAAACAUUUGCUGUGGCCAACCAUUGGGAACUCUGCUCGCCUAUCCAAACGAUUGCAGUCGUUAUGUGGUUUGUGACUACCCCAUUCCAUAUGCCGUGGAUUGUGACGAGGGAACGAUCUUUGAUGACAAAUUGCUUCAGUGCACAGCAACACCCAAUGAGAGGUGCCUAUUUCUUUCAUUAUAAAUGUAUAAUUUAAUAAAGUGUGGACAUCAACUAGCAGAA